UGUAAAUGGCAAAGAAUAAAGGAUGUUCAGAAGGUUGAGGAGAACAAGAGACAACACCAGGAGAUGUAAAAGAAAUCGGAGGCUCUGAGAGGGCUGCUGAGCUGAAGAGUGAAGACAGAAGAUUAAAGAAAAUAAGAGGGAUCCAGAGCCACACUUUGAUGUGUCUGAUGUGAUGGGAACCUUUUCCACAUGUUAACUGAUGGAAGGAGAGGGGGGUUUGAUGCUGUGGUGGCUCUCCUCUUUGAAUCCUGCACCGCUCCCAGUGAUGGCUCUUCAUGUUCUGGCUUGAAUGCUGUGCGCCAUAGCAGCCGAUUCUGUGUUUGGGAGGAAUCACAGGGGAGCGGGAAGGCUGGACAGAGAGGCCCAUACUUCUCAAUGAAGGAGCCUGACGCAAUCAAGCUCUUCAUCGGGCAGAUACCCCGAAACCUGGAGGAGAAGGACCUGAAGCCCAUCUUCGAGCAGUUUGGCAAGAUCUAUGAGUUGACAGUGAUAAAGGACAAAUACACAGGGAUGCACAAAGGAUGUGCCUUCUUGACAUAUUGUGCACGUGAGUCCGCCCUCAAAGCCCAGAAUGCACUGCACGAGCAGAAGACACUACCAGGGAUGAACCGUCCAAUCCAAGUGAAGCCGGCGGACAGCGAGAGCAGAGGGGACGGGGACAGACGGCGCAGCUUCUCUGACAACACAGAGGACAGGAAGCUGUUUGUGGGUAUGCUCGGAAAACAGCAAACGGACACCGAUGUGAGAAAGAUGUUCGAGCCGUUCGGCAGCAUAGAGGAGUGCACAGUGCUCCGCGGGCCCGACGGCACCAGCAAAGGGUGUGCAUUUGUAAAGUACCAGAGCAACGCAGAGGCUCAGGCCGCCAUCAACGCACUGCAUGGGAGUCGUACUUUACCAGGCGCCUCAUCCAGCCUGGUGGUGAAGUUUGCCGAUUCGGAGAAGGAGCGAGGGCUCCGGCGGAUGCAGCAGGUGGCCUCUCAGCUGGGAGUGAUCAGUCCCAUGACCUUGCACCUUGGAGCAUACAACGCCUACACACAGGCUUUGAUGCAGCAGCAGGCCCUGGUGGCGCAGUCGGCCUACCUCUCUCCUGUUGCCACGGUGGCGGCGGUUCAGAUGCAGCAGCUCGCCGCCCUCAACCCCAGCAGCAUCAUUGCCACGCCGAUCGCAUCCAUCACCCCCUCCUCAGGUACCAGCACUCCACCCUCCAUCGCAGCCACACCUGUUCCUGCUCUGCCUCCACCAAUCAGCUACCCCUCUGUGCCAGCUCCACCCAACGGCCAAUCAGCAACCGAAGCCCUGUACACCAAUGGGGUUCAUGCCUAUCAAGCUCAGAGUCCUGUCCUGGACCCCCUGCAGCAAGCUUAUACAGGCAUGCAGCACUAUACAGUUUGCAGUCUCUCCCUGCCUCACCGCUGCUCCCUGCUCACCUGCUCCUCCUCUCCAUCAGCCACCUACCCUGCUGCCUACAGCCUGGUGGGACAGCCGUUCCCACACCAGCCCACACUGGUGGCUCAGCAGCCGCAGCAACCGCAGCAGCUGCAGCAACGAGAAGGUCCUGAGGGCUGUAACAUCUUCAUCUACCACCUGCCACAGGAGUUCACCGACUCUGAGAUACUGCAGAUGUUCCUGCCCUUCGGAAACGUCAUCUCUGCAAAGGUCUUUGUUGACCGUGCCACCAACCAGAGUAAAUGCUUCGGUUUUGUGAGUUUUGACAACCCAUCCAGUGCCCAGACUGCCAUCCAAGCCAUGAAUGGCUUCCAGAUCGGCAUGAAAAGACUGAAGGUGCAGCUGAAGAGGCCCAAGGAUGCCAACAGGCCUUACUGAAGGAGGAAAACCUAAGAGUUCAAUCAAGAAAACCACUUGGGAUGUCCCAGCCUUUUUUGGUUGUUUGACCAACCGUAUAGCACAGGAGCAACACUUCACAAAAAGCAGUAUCACGUGUAUGCGCUUACAAAAACAACAACAGCAGUAAUAUCAGCAACAAAUACAUCAACAGAAUCAGCAUCCGCAAUAUCAGAAGUGCUCCAGAUUUCCUAUCAUUCCACAGCUGGAUUCAUUUAUAUUAUGUACAUACUCUAUUGUCUUCAACAAGAUCUACAUGUUAAGAAAAAGCAUAUCACUGAUGUUAUUCUACUGAACAGGGUUCUACUGUAUAGUGUGAUUUGUGGUCUAUGGCGUUAACAGAAGGCCAGUCUGCAGUCGGAGGCAAAAGAAAAUACUAUUCUGUAUAAUUACCAUUGGUAAUAUUGUUAUUUAGAGUUAGUUUUAUUAUUUAUACGUAAAUUAAAAACAUGGGGUAAUUAAACUGGAAGAGAAAUGGAUUUCCUCUCACUGUACAUACCUUGGUUUAAAGAUGGAGUUAAAGGACUUCACAAGUUAAGAUUCUCUGCUGUCACUACUUUUCAAAUUAACAAAGCGGAAGGAAGGGCUGGGAAUUUUUCUAUCUUGAUUUUUUACGUUUAAUUUAUUUGGUAAUCAAUUUGAUGAGGGGGGAGAUGUGACAAUUUCUUUUUUAAUUUAAGAAGAAGAAGAAAAAAAAAGAGGAUUCCUGUGGUCUUCAAGACAAUGAACACACUUAUUAUAGAGUUUUUAAUUACAUAAAUGUACCUAUGGAAGUAAAAAAAAAACAUAAUGUUUCUUUAUUUAUUCUCUACAAUUGCUGUUUUAAAACAUAUGUCUUUAAAAGAAAAUAAAGUACAAUUUAGAAAAAAAAA
This is a messenger RNA of Siniperca chuatsi (mandarin fish), 2714 nucleotides long. It is a transcript of the gene celf3a, whose product is annotated as cugbp, Elav-like family member 3a. NCBI's taxonomy places the organism in Eukaryota, Metazoa, Chordata, Actinopteri, Centrarchiformes, Sinipercidae. Gene Ontology annotation, biological process: regulation of alternative mRNA splicing, via spliceosome; mRNA splice site recognition. The transcript has 17 exons. Gene Ontology annotation, cellular component: ribonucleoprotein complex; cytoplasm; nucleus. The record is from RefSeq and is a predicted model, not a curated record. Gene Ontology annotation, molecular function: mRNA binding. Bases 190 to 1824 code for a protein of 544 amino acids.